GCCUUCGGGGCACUUCCCGGUGGCGGGCCUCUCGGGUUGGCUGCGCGAGUAGCCCGAGCCGGCCUCCAGCGCGGGGGUCUACUCCCCUGCAGGUGCCCUCCAGCUGCAGCCAGCCGGAGCCCGCGAUCAGGCCUUACGCACCGGACCGUGGCUUCGGAGGCGGCUCAGGGUGAAUAAUGAAAAUGCAGCCCUGGAGGUUGGUAGCUGUUUUGGUCCUUGGGAUCCUGUAUUCUGUGGGGUCCAGAGGAGAUGUGAGAGCUGUGGAUCCUGAAACAAACAUGAAUGUGACCGAAAUUAUCCAACACUGGGGUUUCCAGGCUGAGGAGUACAUGGUGGAAACACAAGAUGGUUAUAUUCUGUGCCUUCACCGAAUUCCUCGUGGGAGGAAGCACCGUUCUGACAAAGGUCCCAAACAAGUUGUCUUUCUGCAGCAUGGCUUUUUGGCAGAUUCCAGUACCUGGGUCACAAACUUGGACAACAGCAGCCUGGGCUUCAUUCUUGCUGAUGCUGGUUUUGAUGUGUGGAUGGGGAACAGCAGGGGAAACACCUGGUCUCGGAAACACAAGACUCUUUCAGUUUCUCAGGACGAAUUCUGGGCCUUCAGUUUUGAUGAGAUGGCAAAAUAUGACCUACCAGCUUCAGUUAACUUCGUUCUGAAUAAAACGGGCCAAAAACAAGUGUAUUAUGUAGCUCAUUCGCAAGGCAGCACAAUAGGUUUUAUAGCAUUUUCACAGUUUCCUGAACUGGCCAAAAAGAUUAAAAUGUUUUUUGCCAUGGCUCCUGUGGUUUUACUGGAUUUCUGUAGAAGCCCUAUGGCCAGAUUCGGACACUUGCCAGAUCAUCUCAUUGAGGACUUACUUGGACACCAAGCUUUUUUGCCCCAGAAUAAGAUUUUGAAGUGGCUAAGUACCCAUGUUUGUACCCAUGUCAUUAUGAAGGAGCUUUGUGCAAAUGUCUUCUUUCUUCUCUGUGGAUUUAAUGAGAGGAACUUAAAUGCGUCUAGAGUGGAUGUGUAUGUAGCACACUGUCCUGCCGGAUCUUCUGUGCAGAAUGUUUUACACUGGGGUCAGACUGUUAAAUACAAAAGAUUUCAAGCCUUUGACUGGGGAAGCAGUGCCAAGAAUUAUUUUCAUUACAACCAGAGUUACCCUCCCGUGUACAAUGUGAAAGACAUGCUCGUGCCCAUGGCACUAUGGAGCGGAGAGCACGACUGGUUCGCAGAUGCCAGUGAUGUCAAUCUCUUACUGACUCAGAUCCCCAACCUGGUGUACCACAAGCAAAUUCCUGGGUGGGAUCACAUUGACUUUCUCUGGGGUUUAGAUGCCCCUUGGCAGGUGUACAAUGAAGUCAUCGAUCUGAUAAGGAAAAACCCAUGAAAACCAAAUUUCAGACCUGUACAGCAAGUCAUGUGAAAUGUGUUUGCUUAUUUUCCUUUCCCAGAUCUUCUAUAUUUUUAUAUGCAAAAAAAUUAUAACGUUGAUGAUGUCCGGUUCUUCUUAGUUAGGAUUCAAAACAUAUUAGCUGUAUUUUGCCUAUUUCUGGCUGAAUAUGAAGUUAAUGUCACUGCCAUUGUGUUAUCUUUUUAAGUCUUGAAAAAAUACCAUUGACAUAUGAAAAGACCUGUAUAACUAUUCAGUUUCCCCUUGCAAUUUAAAAUCUCCUCUAUUGCCUUUUUACCCCUAUCCAGGAUAAACUAAUACAUGCACUGGAAAUUUUCCACUCUGUUGAUUGUUGGUAAACAAUCUGUCACCAGCUUAAGCACAGUAUAAAAAAAGUAUUAAGUUCUCAUCUUUUCUUAAAGGAUUCCCUAGUCUAAUUGUCUUAUAUUUAAAGAGCUAAAUAAGACAUUGUCAUAUUUUUGUAUAGUAGAUAUUUAGUCAAGUGCUUUGCUAUCCUAACUGUGCCAGUAGUAAAGAUUCCAUAAUGAAUUUUAUUAGACCACAAUAACACAUGUUUAGCAAAUGUUUAAAUUGCUCAGGGCAAGCAAAAUAGGUUGCUGGGGUCUUGAAAAGCAGAUUGUACUGAUUUAAAAAGCCUGUGUUAUAAAUAACUUGAAGACUGAUACAUUCUGAUAUGUGUGAACUCUAGAUUGCAUGGCAGGCUGUAAUUCCACUUGUCUCAGGAGAAAAGUACGGUGGAGAGACUGUAAGGAGCUCUGAACCACUUGCUGUCACUCAGUGACGAUGUCAUUGUGAAUCCAAAACCCUGUGGUCCCUCAUGAGGUUUGCUAGUUCAUUUUCACUCAUAUAAAAUGUGAAUAUGAAUGUUUUCAGAUUAAAGUUCAACUCAGGAAUUCAUUUUAUAUUUUAGUUCAGCCUUGUCUAUAUUUUUUUAACUCUGCUUUGCAUUCCUAUAUCAGAAAGCCUAUGUUUAUCUGCUUUUCUUACAGCAUUGUUUCUUAUAAUACUGUCAGAUGGACAGAAUGGCAAUUGAUAUGUUUUCCUGAUAUAGUUACUUUCACUGCAAUAACAGUACAUGGUCUUGGCUACAUGUGGGCAGAGUAAUACUACUUGUAACGUGAAAAGAUUUUGCUUAAACUUUUCAAUAAAACUGAGAGAUUCAUAGGA
Chinchilla lanigera (long-tailed chinchilla) is the source of this 2567-nucleotide messenger RNA. RefSeq names its product lipase A, lysosomal acid, cholesterol esterase (gene Lipa). Gene Ontology annotation, cellular component: intracellular membrane-bounded organelle. NCBI's taxonomy places the organism in Eukaryota, Metazoa, Chordata, Mammalia, Rodentia, Chinchillidae. The coding region runs from base 177 to 1376 and encodes 399 amino acids. Gene Ontology annotation, molecular function: sterol ester esterase activity. The record is from RefSeq and is a predicted model, not a curated record. Gene Ontology annotation, biological process: sterol metabolic process. The transcript is spliced from 10 exons.